This is a messenger RNA of Sardina pilchardus (European sardine), 2409 nucleotides long. RefSeq names its product protocadherin beta-15-like. NCBI's taxonomy places the organism in Eukaryota, Metazoa, Chordata, Actinopteri, Clupeiformes, Clupeidae. Gene Ontology annotation, biological process: homophilic cell-cell adhesion. The record is from RefSeq and is a predicted model, not a curated record. Bases 1 to 2409 code for a protein of 802 amino acids. Gene Ontology annotation, molecular function: calcium ion binding. The transcript has 2 exons. Gene Ontology annotation, cellular component: plasma membrane.
AUGUGGAACAAAGGAUUACCGGUGGCUGUUCUGCUGUUCAUCCUCUCCCCGUGCAUCAUGGUGCGCAGCGUUAACGGAGAUGUGAGCUAUGCUGUGUUAGAGGAGAUGCAACGAGGAUAUGUUAUCGGAAAUGUUGCCAAAGAUCUCGGAAUUAACGUGAAAGAAUUAUCUGCAAGGAGGGCUCGAAUUGACACUGAAGGUAAUCGUAAACGUUACUGUAACAUUAAUCUAGCUACGGGGGAAUUGACAGUGGCUGAAAUAAUGGACAGAGAAGCCCUUUGUCGAGAAAAGCUAGCAUGCAUUUUGAAAUUUGAGCUGGUGCUAGAAAAUCCAUUGGAACUUCAUAAAAUUACCGUUGACCUUCAGGAUGCCAACGAUAAUUCGCCAGUCUUCCCCAAAGAAGUGAUUAAAUUAGAGAUACGAGAAUCUGCCGAUAAGGGAGCGCGUUUUCGCAUGAAUGGGGCACGCGAUGCAGACAUAGGAAAGAAUACGGUGCAGAACUAUAUGCUGGAAAGGAAUGAACAUUUCAUUUUGACUGUGUCGUCAAACAAAGACGGAAGGAAGAAUCUUGAAUUAGUUUUGGAUAAAGAGUUAGACCGUGAGCAGCAGCAGGAGCUAACUUUAAUUCUCACUGCUAUUGAUGGCGGCAUUCCACCCAGAUCAGGCAGUGUUCAGAUACACGUCACUGUACUGGAUGCGAAUGACAAUGCUCCAGUGUUUACCGAGCAGGUGUAUCGAGCUAUUCUGCCUGAGAACUCACCAGUGGGUACAUUAGUGUUAAAAGUUAGUGCAUCUGAUUUAGAUGAAGGAAUAAACGGAGAAGUGACGUAUGAGUUUAGCCAGAUUUCACCAUUAGCAGAACAGGCAUUUGUACUGGAUUCUAAAACCGGUGAAAUUAAAGUGAAUGGACCAAUAGAUUUUGAAGAAGAAUCAACAUAUGAGAUACAGGUGGAAGGAAAAGAUGGAGUUGGUUUGUCUUCAGACACAAAGGUCAUUAUUGAACUUACAGAUGUGAAUGAUAAUGUGCCUGAAAUAUUUCUCAAAUCACUAAAUAGCCACAUUCCCGAGAACGCACAACCAGACACAGAAAUCGGCAUCAUUAAUGUGCAAGAUAGAGAUUCUGAGAGUAACGGAGAGGUCCGCUGCGUCAUUGGGUCAAAUGUGCCAUUUAAACUUGUCCCGUCCAUUAAAAAAUAUUAUUCUCUUGUGACCACUAGCAAAUUAGACCGUGAGGUGGAAUCUGAUUAUAACAUCACCAUCACUGCUACUGAUGAAGGCACACCAUCACUGUCAUCCUCUAGAACAGUGCAUUUAAUUGUAGCUGAUAUUAAUGACAAUCCACCUGCUUUCCUGCAACAGUCAUACAGAGCGCAUAUUACAGAAAAUAACAAACCAGGUCCCCCUAUAUGCUCCGUAUCUGCCACAGACCCAGACUGGAGACAGAAUGGCACCGUGAAUUACGCACUAUAUCCUGGUGAUGUAGACGGCACUCCAGUGUCCUCUUUGCUAUCCAUUAAUGGAGAUACAGGUGCCAUUCUCGCACUGAGGUCAUUUGAUUACGAGAAGUUGAAAAGUUUCAAGGUCCAAGUCAUUGCCCGAGAUAACGGGUCUCCUCCGCUCAGUAGCAAUGUUACUGUCAGCGUUAUGAUAGAUGAUGAGAACGAUAACACACCGCAGAUCCUUUACCCAGCUGCUGAGGGCAAUUCUCUCAUGACCGAGAUGGUGCCCAAAGCUGUGCAGGCGAACUCUCUGGUCUCCAAGGUCAUUGCCGUGGACGCAGACUCAGGGCAGAACGCGUGGCUUUCUUAUCACAUCGUUAAAGCUACUGAUCCAGGACUUUUCACAAUCGGCACCCACAGUGGAGAGAUCAGGACGCAUAGAGACAUUUCUGAAAACGAUGGCAUGAAACAGAACCUGAUUGUCUCCGUGAAGGAUAACGGACAGACACCUCUAUCAGCAACAUGCACCGUGUUUUUACUUAUUUCAGAUAAUUUAGCGGAGAUCCCCGAGCUGAAAGACUCAUUUCAGGAUACUGGAUCUAAACUAACCACUUAUUUGAUCAUCGCGCUGGUGUCUGUUUCUACUUUCUUCCUUACUUUCAUCAUUAUCAUAUUGGCUGUGAAGUUUUGCCACAGGAGAAAGCCCAGACUAUUGUUUGAUGGUGCUGUAGCCAUUCCCAGCGCUUAUCUCCCUCCAAAUUACGCAGACGUGGAUGGCACUGGAACUUUGCGCAGCGUCCGUAGCGCUUAUAAUUACGACGCGUAUUUGACUACGGGAUCGCGCACCAGUGACUUUAAAUUUGUGAGAUCCUACAAUGAUGGCACCCUUCCUGCUGAUAUGACUUUAAGAAAGACAUCCUCCCAAGAUCCGUUCGGACCAUGUGAUGAAACAGAUUCCACUCAGGUCUGA